This is a messenger RNA of Cloeon dipterum, 2886 nucleotides long. RefSeq names its product Hermansky-Pudlak syndrome 4 protein (gene HPS4). Lineage: Eukaryota; Metazoa; Arthropoda; Insecta; Ephemeroptera; Baetidae. Gene Ontology annotation, molecular function: guanyl-nucleotide exchange factor activity; small GTPase binding. Gene Ontology annotation, biological process: protein targeting; melanosome assembly; vesicle-mediated transport. The transcript has 9 exons. Bases 189 to 2609 code for a protein of 806 amino acids. The record is from RefSeq and is a predicted model, not a curated record. Gene Ontology annotation, cellular component: cytoplasmic vesicle; lysosomal membrane; BLOC-3 complex.
AGUGGGAGUGGAGAGUGGAGCAGGAGCGCAGCGUAAGAAAACAUUGUGAUCUGUCUGGGGCUUCAGCUGGCUCCGCAGGCACAUUUUACAUUUUUUUUCGUUUGCUCAUGAGGGGUUGCCGCUGACACUUUUUGGUAAUAUAUAGAGUGAGCAGCAGACACAAUGGAGAAAUAGGAAGCUGCUCAGCAAUGUCAACUUCAAGGGAUAAUAGCUUGAGCGUUGUUUUCGUCUAUGAUUGCGAAUGCUGUGUUUCUGAAGCGGACGACCCUCAGGAUGCCAUUCUCUACUUUCACCCCCAAUGGGUCAGCGAGCAGCAGAGGCUGGCGCUUUGUGGUCAGCUCAUGGGUGUCACGCACUUUUUUCUCGCGUCCUUCAGCUGCCCCAAACUAAUAAAUCUAAAGAGCGGAAAAUUUGCCAUCCGUCAAUGUGGAAGAUACAUUUUGGCGGUUGGCACAGACCACAGCAAUCCUUCUUGGGUGCUGCAAAAAAGAGCAGACUCCCUGUUCGCGAUGUUGCGACUUUUCCACGGAGGAAUCGAGGAAAUUGCCAACGGGUGCGCCUCUGACAGAAAUGUCCUUGUGUCGAGGCUGCAAGACAUCCUUGAUACUUUGGUUCCUAUGGCUCAGAACUUUGGAGAUCUCUUUGGUCAAGAACCUGCUCUCUUGCUGCCAAAAAGUGCCAACAAUGUAUUCAUAGAAUCGGUGCAAGUGCUCGAAUAUUUCCAAAGCUUGCAAGGCGUCAUUGGUGGUACCAUUCUUUACAACAACAGAGUUGUUUCAACUCAGCUUCCUGCAGAACUUACCCGCAAGCUAAUUUUCUCUGACCCAUAUCACAUUCGGAACUCCAUAGAGACUGUUCCUGCGCAGUUUGAACUACCGCUUGGUGUUAGACUACUGAGAGUGUACUUAGAGCAGAAGGACCACGAUUCUCUGGUUUUCGCAGCUAAUAUGCUGAGAGAUUUAUUUAAUAGCAUUGAAACGACCCGUCCUGAAAGAGUUGGAAGAACCCUGGGCAGUGGCAUGAUAAGAGACAUCUCCCGGAUCUUCACCGUCCACGAAGAGCGAGAACCAUUUGACGAGGCAGACGGCCCCAUGAUAAAUUCGCCACACAACGAAUUCGCGCCGCCAUCCAGCAGACAAAAUUUUCGCACGGCCAGCGUUCCGUUCGAUGAAAGGAUCAACGCUCCAAUGACGCGAUUCAGCCUGCCCGUGGGCGCUGUCACGCCUGGAACGCUGGGCAAAAUUUUGCACGCCAAACGAAUGUCAAUUUGCGCCCAAAGGGACGAGGAAUUCCAGGAGGAAAGCUCCCCAGAGACGCCAGAAGAAAGUAUAUUCCGUCAUUCGCCCGUGAAAGAGGCAGCAGAGGAAGAGGAGAAGGUGGCCCCCAUUUCGCCUUUGAAGGCUCGCUGCCGCAGUCUGGACAACUUGGCCGCCGCCAUUCCCUUGCGGGGCUACAGCUUCGGCCUCCCGAAAUUGCACCAGAGCGAGGAGGAGCCGCGUAAACGCAACCCCAUGCAACGACUCUUCAAUACUAUCUGCGACCCCAAUUAUCCUGUGUUCAACGCCAAUGGUAUGCCGAUAUCUCAGUCCUUGUUCGCCGCUUAUCUCGAGAAGCACUACUGCGAGCUGAACGAGCAGGGAAAAAUACAGAAAAUCAAAACGCCAGAAAAGAAACCGACGACACCAGUGAAAAAGCCUGACCUUGUGGAAAAAGCUGACAAGGCCCAAAACGAUUCUGACAAAAGUGCCCUGGAAUCGAAGCCAUUUGAAAUAGCCAAUAAAGAGGUUUACAAGCGCUCUCUUAGCCUUCCGUUGAAAUCUCUCAACCUGUCUGACGCACCUGAUUCAUCAGAGAAAUCAAAACGAAAGUCUUUUGUACUCAAUCGGGACGAAAUGCCACCAGUGCCGACUAAGCUGGAGUUGUUCAGCGUUCCAGACAGGGUGGAGACUCCCUGCGAUUUCUCCAGUUUCGCUCGAAGUGUAGCCACACCGGGGGCUCGUGUCACAACUCCUGCAGAAUUUCGAUCUUUCAUUUUGGAGAAGAGGAAAAAGGAGCUGGCAGCUUACAGGGACAAAUCUAUGGAGGAAAGCUUGGCAAUCCACCAAGACGAAAUGGUCAAAAGUGUUCUCUACACAUAUGGCUACCAAGGCAUGACUCUCCUUUUACUUCUUGAGAAUCAAUCAGAAAUGGACAACGAUUUACUUUUAACCAUUGAAAAAGCUUGGCUUGAGUCGGCUCCUCAACUUGAAAGUCGGCUGAGGAAGUCUCUUGAGCAAACAACCAGCGCCGACAGCAAGGAGUCGUACAGCUUCUUGCAUCUAGACCCUGAAUGGGAUGCACUUCAGAGGGGUGGCUCAUGGGGUGCUGCACAGCUGUCGGUGGCUAGGAAGCUGCACUCUGAUUUGAAGUCUGCGCCAGACAUGACAGAAAUAAUUGCCAGGUGCGAGGACCAAAUUGUUUACGGAUCGCAGUACUGUCUGCAACAAGUCUUUUACCAGCAACAAGCUGCUCCAAAAGUGGGUCUUCCAACUCCUGCUGAUCUCAUGGGAACUGUUCCUUUGACAGCAAAGCGUCGUCUUGAGCGAGAUCAUGGAAUCUUACUGUUGUAAUCAGUGUUUUGAGCUUCCUACGUUUUUUUACAGGUUUUGCCUGUUUUUGUGGUUUCCAAUAAGUCCACUAAUUGAGGCAGUAUUUCCAUUCCAAUGUACUAGUCUAAUCAGCUAUGACAAUUAUCGAUGUUUUCUUCAUAUUAUGUUAAAAAUGUGAUUAUUAUACUGAAUUGAUUUGAACUGUGGCCAUUCCCAAGUUUUUAGUUAAAACUAUUAACGAAAAUAUAUAUUUUGUUUGUUACUCAAUAUUUUGCAAUAAAAUUGUGACAUACUUGUA